Molossus molossus (Pallas's mastiff bat) is the source of this 1755-nucleotide messenger RNA. It is a transcript of the gene KRT3, whose product is annotated as keratin 3. The transcript is spliced from 9 exons. Gene Ontology annotation, biological process: keratinization; intermediate filament organization. The record is from RefSeq and is a predicted model, not a curated record. Gene Ontology annotation, cellular component: keratin filament. Bases 1 to 1755 code for a protein of 584 amino acids. Lineage: Eukaryota; Metazoa; Chordata; Mammalia; Chiroptera; Molossidae. Gene Ontology annotation, molecular function: structural constituent of skin epidermis.
AUGAACAGACAAGUCUGCAAGAAAUCCUUCAGCAGCGGGAGCCAGGGCUUCUCCGGCCGCUCUGCCGUGGUCUCCGGCGGCAGCAGGAUGAGCUGUGUGGCCCGCUCGGGGGGAGCCGGCGGAGGGGCCUGUGGGUUCCAGAGUGGGGCAGGGGGCCUUGGCAGUCGCAGCCUCUACAACCUGGGUGGUAACAGGAGCAUCUCCAUCAGCGUGGCUGGUGGUUCUUGGACUGGUGGCUUUGGGGGAGGGCGUAGCAGCUGUGGCAGUGGCUUUGGUGGUGGCAGGGGAAUGGGAGGUGGCUUUGGUGGAGCUGGUGGCUUUGGAGGAGCUGGUGGUUUUGGUGGAAUUGGUGGCUUUGGUGGAGCUGGUGGCUUUGGAGGAGCCGGUGGCUUUGGAGGAGCUGGUGGUUUUGGUGGAAUUGGUGGCUUUGGUGGGCCUGGUGGCUUUGGCCCUGGUGGCUUCCCUGGGGGAAUCCAGGAAGUGACUGUCAACCAGAGCCUCCUACAGCCCCUCAAUGUGGAGAUCGACCCUCAGAUUGGGCAAGUCAAGACCCAGGAGCGGGAGCAGAUCAAGACCCUCAACAACAAAUUUGCCUUCUUUAUCGACAAGGUACGGUUCUUAGAGCAACAGAACAAGGUUCUGGAGACCAAGUGGAACCUGCUCCAACAACAGGGCACCGAUUCCAUCACAGGCACCAACAACCUUGAGCCCCUUUUUGAGAAUUAUAUUAGCUCCCAGCAAAGCUACCUGGACAACACCCUGGGAGAGAGAGGCCACCUGGACUCGGAGCUGAGGAACACGCAGGGCCUGGUAGAGGACUUCAGGAAGAAAUAUGAGGAUGAAAUCAAUAAGCGUACAGCUGCUGAAAAUGAAUGUGUGACCCUGAAGAAGGAUGUGGAUGCUGCCUCCAUGAACAAAGUGGAGCUUCAGGCCAAAGUGGAUGCCUUGGUGGACGAGAUCAACUUCCUGACGACGCUCUAUGAAAUGGAGCUGUCCCAGAUGCAGAGCCACGUCAGUGACACGUCUGUGGUCCUGUCCAUGGACAACAACCGCUGCCUGGACCUGGACAGCAUCAUCGCCGAGGUCAAGGCCCAGUAUGAGCAGAUUGCUCAGAGGAGCAAGGCUGAGGCUGAGGCCCUGUACCAGACCAAGCUUGGAGAGCUGCAGACCACUGCUGGCAGGCGCGGGGACGACCUGAAGAGCACCAAGAGCGAGAUCAUGGAGCUCAACAGGAUGACCCAGAGGCUGUGGGCCGAGAUUGAGAACGUCAAGAAGCAGAAUACUCAUCUUCAGGCAGCAAUCACAGAUGCUGAGCAGCGUGGGAACAUGGCUCUCAAGGAUGCCAAUGCCAAGCUCCAAGAGCUGCAGGGUGCUCUACAGCAGGCCAAGGAGGACAUGGCCCGGCUGCUGCGCGACUACCAGGAGCUGAUGAACGUCAAGCUGGCCUUGAACGUGGAGAUCGCCACCUACCGCAAGCUGCUGGAGGGCGAGGAGUGCAGGAUGUCUGGAGAAUGCCAGAAUGCUGUCAGCCUCUCCGUGGUCAGCAGCAGCAACACGGCCUCGACCUCCGCAGGCGGUUACGGAGGCAGCGGUUUUGGUGGUGGCUUCGGCGUGGGAGUGGGAGCAGGCCAUGGAUUCGGCGGAGGCAGUGGCUCCGGGGGUCGCUGUGGAGUCAGUGGCGGAGGUUUCAGCUCAGGCAGCAACUCGGGAGGCAGCUUCAAGUACUCGCAGUCCUCCCAGCGCUGCUCCAGAUAA